UUAAAAAUCAUUUUACGAUAUAUUCUAGCCGACUGCGAUUGUGGAGCACAUGGUGAAUGCCUAACAGGAAACGAAUGCACCUGCCACGUUGGGUAUUUUGACGAUGGAGGCGUGUGCAGAGGUAAGAUUUAUAUCAUUUCAACUAUUUUUUCUCCUUGCAGAACUUAGUCAACAAACGCUGGUGACUUUGGGUCACCUGUAGUGUAAUAAUUAUCACAUCUAACUCGCACAUACAGGGUUAGGGUCCGAAACCUCCCCGGUGAACAAAAUGCAAUUUCCACAGUUUUUUAUAUUACUAUUAUACCGGCCAGUUACUUGGUUCUAUUUACGCUGGGAGCGCUUAUGGUUAUUUCUGUCAGUUGGACGAUAUCACAUAAUUAUUAACAAGCGGAAACUGAAUUGUGAAAUGUUCUCUCUCUUAGUCAUGUCCCUUGUUCCCGAGUUAUUCCCCUCUCCCAAACCAACUUCUUAUGGCCAGCAUUUUCUUUCCUUCAGAUGUUGACGAGUGUAGAACUACUUGUAUGAAAGACACCCAGCAAUGUAUAAACAGUCAGGGCUCCUACAAUUGCAAGUGCAAAGCGGGAUAUGAAAAGAAGAAUGGUGCAGCUGACGACGAGUGCACUAAGGGUAAAAGUUUGUCUUUCGUGGAAUUACUCAUAACACUUCAUCCAUGACGCUCAAACCUGUACGUGGUGCUAACUGCACUAAAAAAUAAGUUUAAAGAAGCAGCUUAUUUUUGACACAUUUCCGACAUUAACAGAAGACUUCGUUGACUGUUCAUGUACGGGUUUGGUACUUUUAUGGAUUUACUCAAGGAGAUGCAAAGCUAACAUCCAGUUGUUGAACCUCGUAGACAACACAAUGGGAACAUACCGCUUAAAAUUCCUAACCAUGAAUCGAUGUUCUCUAGGGUUAACCCUUUAAGGUGAUGUUACACGGGACGAUUCGCAACGACGUUUUUUAGCGCAAGACAGUAUUACAACAUUGUUCCGAAUGGUUGCAACAUUGUUCCAACAUUACUACACUGUGCUUUGCUCGAAAUCGUCGUUUCGAAUCGUCUCGUGUCACAUCACCCUUACGUCCCGGAAAUGACCAACAUCAAUUUUCUCCUUACGAUAUCAAUGUAUUAUCAAGAGAAAAGGUUAUGGGAAUUUAUGAACUGAUCACUAAAAACAAAAUGCUAACAUAACUCAAAAUUUGGUUACGAGAGUUUAUUAAGAAGUUUUUUUACAUGCCUGAACUUCCACGUUGUUCGAAAGGACCGGAGUUAUUUCAUGCGGGAGUCAUCAAGAAGUAAGUCGUUACAAACAUCGUAACACUUUGUCCAAUAGAGUACGUUUUUGUAUUGAUUUUUCAGUGUGCAAAUGCAGAAAACAUGAGAAAUGUGACAAAAAUGGAAAUUGCAAAUGCAAGAAAGGCUACAUCAAGAAACAAGGGGAAUGCGUACGGGUUAAAGGUUUGUGUCUCACUUAUUACAGUUGAACUUCUACGAACGGCCACCUCUCUACAGGAACCACAUUUUUGGCGGACAGUCCAUAAUUGACACUUUUUUCCACCUCUCUACAACGGCCACCUCUUUACAGCAGCCACUUUCUUCUAUUCCCAAGGCCGUUGGGGAGGGGUUCAACUGUAAUUGUAAUAUAACAUCAGAGAAUACUGUACGCCUUUUAAAUUCUCUUUUUUGUUUCCUAAAGGGCUUACAUUUCACUUCUUUCUCACACCCUUCCCACAAAAACCAUCAAGGAUCCUUUCACUUGUCACCUAGUCUUGUUAACAUAAUUUUUUUUCCUAGCGCCUUCCAAGAUCAAGAGUGACGCUUACUCCACCAAGCCUUCAGGUCUCGUGACACUUCUGGCAAGUGUCCUGCUUGGAGGUCUGGCCUUAACUGCAUGA
Messenger RNA from Porites evermanni, 1893 nucleotides. The record is from the annotation of a GenBank genome assembly. Lineage: Eukaryota; Metazoa; Cnidaria; Anthozoa; Scleractinia; Poritidae.